Messenger RNA from Amoebophrya sp. A25, 756 nucleotides. NCBI's taxonomy places the organism in Eukaryota, Dinophyceae, Syndiniales, Amoebophryaceae. The record is from the annotation of a GenBank genome assembly.
CGACUCCGAAGCCGAAAACCUGGGAACCUGAUCUACGAGGAGAUUUUUUUGGCGGCGGCAUGGGUGGUACAUCUUUGAAGCGAGAAGAGUCCGCGAACAACUCCUCGCAGCGACAGGUAUCUUCACGAUCGAACACGACAAAGCACGAUGUUGAGGCCGAUCAUGCCUUAGCAGGACGAGCUUCUGCCGAUAUGAAUGCUCAGACCGUCCUCGAGGCUCAGACCGUCGAGGACGAUGAAGACGAGGAGGAAGAAGAUGACCAUUUCUAUGCUGGUGAUGCCGAUAACCGUGAUGACCUGGAGUCUGUGGCAACUGCUCAAGCGUUCAUGGAUUGCGCCAAUUCUUCCUCUAAGUACUACGUUCUAGACCCUCGCGGCUGCUCCUCCCGUCUUGGCUCAGCUUCCUUCGACAGCAACAGCAGUUCCUUUCCGUUUCCUAGACCGAACAAAGCCAAUGGGCCUUUCGGUGCUGGAGCUGGAGGCGAGAAUGAGGAAAUUUUUGAUGCUGACCAUCUCAAUCUAGAACAGAAUGGCUUGGGAUCUUCAUCCUGUGCAGAAGGUCCUCAAGGAGACUUUCCGGUGAUCAAAAAAGCGCGUGCUCCUACCGCUAUUGGUGCUCUCCUAGAAGGCGAGGAUGAGUUCGACGGUCCCUGCUACUGGCGUAGCAAUGCAGCCAGAAAUAAUAACGCCUCAUCUAACACCAACUCUUCGAACUUUGGUCCCCGUGAGCGCUGGAACAACAAGAACCCAUCAAAAG